Messenger RNA from Olea europaea var. sylvestris, 390 nucleotides. RefSeq lists its product as uncharacterized. Lineage: Eukaryota; Viridiplantae; Streptophyta; Magnoliopsida; Lamiales; Oleaceae. The transcript has a single exon. The record is from RefSeq and is a predicted model, not a curated record. The annotation marks the transcript as partial.
AUGAGUGUCAAGGUCAUCGGUUUUGAAAGACUUAAGGAGGAUUACGAGGCAUGUCCCGAUCUCAAAGAUAUCUUUCUUGAUAUACAAAGGGGACAAUUAGGCACCACAGAUGGCUUCCGACUUGAGGAGGGUUAUCUCUUUAGGGCCAAUAAAUUGUGCAUCCCUCGAACUUCAGUGCGAGAUUUCAUUGCGUGGAAAAUUCAUGUGGGAGGGUUAGCCGAUCAUUUUGGACGUGAUAAGACCAUAGAGGAAGUUGAACGUCAAUUCUAUUGGCCUAGCUUGAAGAAAGACGUGGCUAAGAUUGUUAGCACUUGUCAAUUGAGUAAGCAGAAGAAGCAGAACACAGGUCUAUACACCCCUCUUCCUGUCCCUAAUUGUCCUUUACAAGAU